This is a messenger RNA of Epinephelus moara (kelp grouper), 1737 nucleotides long. Its product is annotated as forkhead box protein P2-like. NCBI's taxonomy places the organism in Eukaryota, Metazoa, Chordata, Actinopteri, Perciformes, Serranidae. The coding region runs from base 1 to 1737 and encodes 578 amino acids. Gene Ontology annotation, biological process: regulation of transcription by RNA polymerase II. The transcript has 15 exons. Gene Ontology annotation, cellular component: nucleus. Gene Ontology annotation, molecular function: DNA-binding transcription repressor activity, RNA polymerase II-specific; RNA polymerase II cis-regulatory region sequence-specific DNA binding. The record is from RefSeq and is a predicted model, not a curated record.
AUGCCUGAGUCUCCUCUCAGUCCCACAGCAGCCCGUCAAACCCCAGCCAGCAGCCUCCUCAGCCACACAGACAUCGGUGCAGGAGGGAGAGUAGCUAAUGGGGACUCCUGCAGUGGAGUGAGUGGUGAAAACUGGCAGAGUCUCCACCAUAAACAGGUGUUUCUGGCCAUGAUGGCUCCUCAGCAGAUGCAGCAGCUCCUGUCCCCAAACCAGCUGCAGGCCCUGAUCCACCAGAAGCAACAAGCCCUUCUGCUUCAGCAGCAACAUCUGAAAGAGUUUUACAAGAAGCAACAACAACAGAUUCACCUGCAGCUGCUUCAACAAAAGCCCAGCAAGAAAGUUAAAGAGCUCCCUGCACAGCAGCUUGUGUUCCAGCAGCUCCUCCAGCUCCAGCAGCAACAGCAGCAGCUCCUCCGGGUGCAGAGACCGGUCCUGUCCUCUCCUGCCCCCUCUCCAGCUGGUUUGAGCCCUGCUGAGAUGCAGCAGGUAUGGAAAGAGCUCGCAAACGGACUAACUGAAGAUAAAACAACAUUGAAGGGCAAUCAGGACUCCUCUGCCAACAACAUUAUGUCAACAAAAGUCACAGGGAGGCAGAGCACUGACCAGCAGUCUCCUUCUCCUCGCAGGGCAGAAUGUGCUGUCAAAGCUGAUCGCGCUGCCACACACGCUCUCUACGGUCACGGUGUGUGUAAUUGGCCUGGAUGUGAGUCGGUGUGUGAAAACUUCAGCCAGUUCAUCAAGCAUAUAGGCAGUGAGCACACUCUGGAUGACAGAAGUACAGCGCAGUGCAGAGUCCAGAUGCAGGUGGUUCAGCAACUUGAGCUUCAGCUCUGCAAAGAACGGGAGCGUCUGCGAGCAAUGAUGGCUCACCUGCAUCUGCCAUCUUUGGAGUCGCAGUCAAUCUCUGCACCUGCGAGUCUUCAGUCCCCACAGUCUGAUCUGGCUGUUGACCCACACGGUCUCCAGCUCAGCUCAGUCGCCGCCACCAACAACAACCUGAGCCCGUCAGACUCGCCCCAAGUGUCCCCACAACCUCUGAUCCCUGUCAGUGUUCCAUCCCAGGGUGGUGAAGGAGAGUCACCCACUCAUACACCAUGUGCUGGGGCCAUUAGACGUCGCCAUCACCCUUUGGUCUACUCGCUGUCUUCAGAAAAUGAAUAUGAGCUUUACAAGAACACCGAUAUCAGACCACCUUUCACCUAUGCAACACUGAUAAGACAGGCUAUUAUGGAAACAUCAGACAUGCAACUAACACUCAACGAGAUAUACAACUGGUUCACACGGACGUUUGCUUAUUUCAGGCGCAACGCUGCCACUUGGAAGAACGCAGUGCGCCACAACCUGAGCCUGCACAAGUGUUUUGUGCGUGUGGAGAAUGUGAAAGGCGCAGUGUGGACGGUGGAUGAGGUGGAGUACCAGAGGAGGAGAUCCCAGAAGAUCACAGGGAGUCCAUCACUGCUGAAAAAUGUGUCUUCCAACCUCGACUUUGGGACGGUUCUGAACACCAGCUUACAGAGGGAGUGUGUUAGCAGAAACUCCAGGAGUCAAAUACAGGAGAGCAAAGCAACAAACAGCCACAACAAACAAAACUUCUCUCCAAGAGUCCAACAGUCUCUAGAUCUGAAUGACCAAGAAUCUCUGCUGCCCACAGUAAAACCAGCUGGUCUGCAGCACGACAUGACUGAAGACGACGACGACGACGACGACGACGACGAGCAUUUGUUUGACCUUGAAUGA